Uloborus diversus is the source of this 819-nucleotide messenger RNA. Its product is annotated as glycine receptor subunit alpha-3-like. The coding region runs from base 1 to 819 and encodes 272 amino acids. Gene Ontology annotation, molecular function: transmembrane signaling receptor activity; neurotransmitter receptor activity; extracellular ligand-gated monoatomic ion channel activity. Lineage: Eukaryota; Metazoa; Arthropoda; Arachnida; Araneae; Uloboridae. The transcript is spliced from 4 exons. Gene Ontology annotation, cellular component: membrane; synapse; neuron projection. Gene Ontology annotation, biological process: nervous system process; signal transduction; chloride transmembrane transport. The record is from RefSeq and is a predicted model, not a curated record.
AUGGCGUCCGUAAUACUUGGGGUGUUCAGGAUACAGAGAGUAUCCCACACGACGGACGACCUGAUCUUCCUGUGGAACGUGUCCGACCCCCUGGUGGUGAGCGAGGACGUGGAACUGCCCCAGCUGGACAUCGUGCAGAGCUCCACCCAGGACUGUACCCUUGCCUACUCCACGGGCAACUUCACGUGCCUGGCCGUGGUGUUCCACCUGCGCAGGCGCCUGGGCUACCACCUGUUCCACACGUACGUGCCCACCACCCUGAUCGUGGUCAUGUCCUGGAUCUCGUUCUGGAUCCGGCCCGAGGCCAUCCCGGCCCGCGUGACCUUGGGCGUGACCUCCCUCCUCACGCUGGCCACCCAGAACACGCAGUCGCAGAGCUCCCUGCCCCCCGUGUCCUACGUCAAGGCCAUCGACGUCUGGAUGUCCUCCUGCACGGUCUUCGUCUUCAUGUCGCUCAUGGAGUUCGCCGUCGUCAACCACUACAUGGGACACUCGCCGACCAACAAGCUCAUGCGGGGGUUCUCGGUCGACGAGCUGGACAAGCUCCUGCUCCAUCGCAAGAACAACGGGGCGCCCGGGGGGAGGGGCGAGCAGCCUGAGCGGCGCCCCUUCCCCCACCACCUGCUGCGAGAUGGACGCCGCCCUGGCCAUCGACAAGUUCUCCAGGUUCUUCUUCCCCUUCUCCUUCUUCAUCCUCAACCUCGUCUACUGGUGCACCUACGCACUCGCCUCCUGAAUGCCGUCGCCUCCGGCGAGUGCGUGCCGAAGAGACGUCCCUCCUUUCAGACUCAUGCGUCAUCAUCUGAGCGCCGAUUUUGA